This is a messenger RNA of Enhydra lutris kenyoni (northern sea otter), 6256 nucleotides long. Its product is annotated as ST6 beta-galactoside alpha-2,6-sialyltransferase 1. Lineage: Eukaryota; Metazoa; Chordata; Mammalia; Carnivora; Mustelidae. Gene Ontology annotation, molecular function: sialyltransferase activity. The transcript has 6 exons. Bases 2378 to 3577 code for a protein of 399 amino acids. The record is from RefSeq and is a predicted model, not a curated record.
GGUUGGAAGCAGAAAGGUUACCCUGUCUGUUUGCCAGGCAAGUGGACAAGCAGCGCAAAAGUGCAGAGGCUACGACAUCUGGAAAACUCAAAGCUUGAUGUGUUUUCCCAAAGAAUCAGGGGGGGGAAGAAUUUUCUAUUCCUUUCCUUCAGUUUGGGCUGCUUAGAGGGAACUACCGCGGUCCCUGCUUCUUUAGAGCAGGUAGAGAGGGGGGAAAAAGGGUCUUGAAGCUCUCUGUGUCUAUGAGCUUCUGCUCAUAGACACAGAGCCAGCCAGACGGUGCACUUGGAGCCUCAACAGAGGGUGCGUCAGGACACCUGGGGAGCUCCAAGGUGAGCUUUCAGAUGAGUGUCCUGAGGCCAGGACCCUGAAGGCUAAGUCCUCUUAAAAGUGGCAGAACUCUUGUGCCUGGCUCUUUGGAGGAGCUCUUCUUUUCUGGGACCCUCAGUCUUGGAGUGUAGGUGCUGGCAGGAAGGUGACCACCAUCCCCUUCUGAGCCUUAGCUCCUAGACCUUGAAUGCGGUCCCACCUCACUAUCUCCUGUCUCAUUUCACUCCUACACAGAAAAGUUAAGUCCUGACUUUUAGCUGCACAGCUUCCCAAUCACUCUUGCAGCUUUUGAGAUCAAAUAAAUAAAUGAUAAAUUGAUGUAUCUAAAACCUCAGUUUUCCAACCAUAAAUGGAGCCAAUACAAUUUGCUGUGCUUUCGUGACAGGGUUUUUCUGGCUCUCGUAAGCCCAAUAACCUUGAACGGGCUGCCUGAGGGGAAAAAAGUGCUGGCCGGGGAGGGCUGCAGCAUGCCCAAGGCCAAGGGGGUUUUUCUGGGAUUGUCUGGCCGUUUGACUUGCCCCUGUACAGCCCUUGAUUCCUGAGUCCUAUUUGGCCAACAGUGACUUUUCACUGUCUUUUUAAUACAGAGGCCUGUCUUUCAGUGCAAAAACCAUGAACUUUUGGAGUCAGACAGACCUGGCUUGGAAUCCGGGUUUUGGUACUACCUGUUCAUUUUGGAGAAGCCGUGUAACUCUGCUAAGCCUCAGUGUUUUCAUUUUCUCCAGUCGGUCUGUGGAUAUCGAUGCCAUUAGGGGCACAAUGACUAUUAAAUUAGACAUUGCAGCUUAAGUGCCUGCCCCGUUGUAGGCACUGCUUCAAUGCUCCAUUCCCUUCUUGAGUUCUUUAGCUCUCAUAGCUGAGGGAUCAGCUGUGCUGAGUGAGGAAAUGGAGUUCCUUAGUUUUCUGAUCUGCCACAAGCCCUCUUCCCAUCUCAUGACCACGCGUUUGAAUUUUUCUCCCUCUGGGUACAUUCUGUCACUUGAGCAGCUCAAGGCAAGCGCCUGUUAUCCCCAGAGCCACCCGUUCCUGAAGUCUGGGGUGGUGGGAAGCAUGGUUUGCUCAGUACUGCCCAUGAAUUCCGGGAAUGGUCUUGAUGUCACUUACAUUAAAGAGUCUCAGAUGAACACGUGAGCUUGGGUUGAUGAGUCAUGGCCUGUGUUCCAUUCUGCCAUCUAUCUCUCCCUGUCCCGCACCCCCUCCUCAUGGCCCCCAGCCAAGGGACUGCUCUCUGGUCUCUGUUCAGAACAUUUCCUGUGCCUUUUCAAUGACCUGGUUCAAACACCAUUUCCGCUUGUCCUCCCAGCACUCUGUGAGCACACGAGAGAUGAUUCUACAGAAAACCUAGGUAGAGACAGGAUUGUGACUUGUCCAAAGUCACCAAGAAUGGGCGGGAACCCAGGUUUUGUGAAUACCUAGUCCAGUACUCCUAUCCCUUGUCCCGGAUAUCCUUAGCCCUGGACUCCAUAGGAAGGAACUGUGGAUCCCUAGUGGGUUUGCAAAACCCCAGGGGUGACUGCUUAGACUCAUUACGGUAAAUAAACCCAGUUAUUUAGGAAAGAAUUUAAUGUUUUCCAAAAGGUACAGACAUUGUUUGAGUUCAAAGUACUUCCAUCUUCCAUUCAAUUACACAAUAAAUUCUGGGAAAACAAAGUAGAGCUGUACCCAGAUAUAAAGGGAACUGUGAGGCUCUAUUUUUGUAAUAAAAUCCAUUUGCCAGAACUUUAGCAGUUCUGUGCAUGUUUAUGUUGAAAAGGACAUGUAUUAUGGAAUCAAGUGUGCUUGGAUUUGAACUUCAGUGCUGCCGUUUACUUAGCUUUCUGAUGCUAGGCACUUCUCUUAACCUCUCAGAGCCUCGGGCUGCUCAUCUAUAGACAUGGAGACUGUGACACCUUCCUGGCCAGUUAUGGUCAGGCCUCGCUGCACAGCUCAGGGGGUGCCCUUCCUACCAGGCUGUCAUGUGCGUGGUGCUGGCUGGAGGUCUACAUGACCGGGCCCUGGUCUACAGUGAAAUUAGAACAGAGUGGCUGCCCUGAACACAUCUUUCAUUAUGAUUCACACCAACCUGAAAAGAAAGUUCAGCUGCUGCGUGCUGGCCUUUCUCCUGUUUGCAAUCAUCUGUGUGUGGAAGGAAAAGAAGAAAGGGAGUUACUAUGAUUCCCUUAAGCUGCAAACCAAGGAAUUCCAGCUGUUGAAAGGUCUGGAGAAACAGGCUGUAACUUCAAGCAGCACCCAGAACCCCCCCAGGAUCAACCAGUCCUUCAGCAUUCCCCGGGGCCCAGUCAAGCCCAAGCCUGAGGCCUCCUUCCAGGUGUGGAACAAGGACAGCUCUUCCAAAAACCUCAUCCCCCGGCUGCAGAAGAUCUGGAGGAAUUAUCUGAAUAUGAACAAGUACAAAGUGUCCUAUAAGGGGCCAGGGCCAGGCGUCAAGUUCAGCGCAGAGGCCCUGCACUGCCACCUCCGGGAUCAUGUGAAUGUCUCCAUGGUAGAGUCCACAGAUUUUCCCUUCAAUACCUCUGAAUGGGAGGGUUUCCUGCCCAAGGAGAACAUCAGGACCAAAGCUGGGCCAUGGGGCAGGUGUGCUGUGGUCUCAUCAGCUGGAUCUCUGAAGUCCUCCCAGCUGGGCCGAGAAAUAGAUGAUCAUGAUGCAGUCCUGAGGUUUAAUGGGGCUCCCACAGCCAGUUUCCAACGAGACGUGGGCACGAAAACCACCAUUCGCCUGAUGAACUCUCAGCUGGUCACCACUGAAGGGCGCUUCCUCAAAGACAGUCUGUACAAUGAGGGAAUCCUAAUUGUGUGGGACCCGUCUGUUUACCAUUCAGAUAUCCCAAAGUGGUACCAGAGCCCUGACUACAGCUUCUUCGAGAACUAUAAGAGCUACCGCAAGUUGCAUCCUGACCAGCCUUUUUACAUCCUCAAGCCCCAGAUGCCUUGGGAACUGUGGGACAUCAUUCAAGAAAUCUCCCCAGAGGAGAUUCAGCCCAACCCCCCAUCCUCUGGGAUGCUUGGAAUCAUCAUCAUGAUGACAUUGUGUGACCAGGUGGAUAUUUACGAGUUCCUCCCAUCCAAGCGAAGGACCGACGUGUGCUACUACUACCAGAAGUUCUUUGACAGUGCCUGCACGAUGGGCGCCUACCACCCACUCCUCUUUGAGAAGAAUCUGGUGAAACACCUCAAUCAGGGCACAGACGAGGACAUUUACCUUCUGGGAAAAGCUACACUGCCUGGCUUCCGGAAAAUUCGAUGCUGAGCCUGGGCUCCCCGGUCAGGUCCCUUCGCCCUUCUCCACCACAUCUGGGCAGGUCACGUUCCUGAACAAUCACAGCCUGCAUGAUGGGCCUUCUGUCACCAAGAGCCUCAGGCUGCAGGAGUUCCAACAGCAGGCAGCUAGGUCCAGCCUGCCUGGUAGAUGCAGAUGUGUGCGAGCCCAAAGCCUCCCGCCGCACACCUAGCAUUCUCUCCACGCUGCCUUUCCCUCCAGGGCUGCCAAAGCUGAGCUGUUUCCGCCCCCCCUCCGCCCAGAGUGACGUUAUCCUCACAAACCAGCACUCUCUGUUGCUCAACAUCUGCUCCUAGACACUGAUUUCAUGUGUUAAAGAAAUUCUCCCAAAUUAUGAUUGUGUGUGGGUACAGGGUAGCUCUGGGGAGCCAGGGAGUGGUCUGAGGCAUAGGAAACAUGCUCAAUUCUUCCAGAACAAAGCUGCUCUUGAGGUCCGUGCCCUUGGGAGAUGAGGCAUUCCUAUCACUCUAGCUGGCUUGGUGGGUCCUUAGCCUGGGUGCUCAUGUGCAAAGGGUCGUGAUGAACCCACAUCCUCUCCGUAUGGAGAAGAGAGGCACAGAAGGGCACGGUCUCCAUCCUCCGUUUGCUCACAGUUCAGUGGGAGGGAGACGGAGGGUUCAGUGUGCUCAGUGCACCGGGGAGGGGGCUGGUGGUGGCAGCAAUGCCGAUUUGCCGGGUUAUGAGCUUACAUGCUCGGGGGGAACGCGUUCGCUAUGUCUGUGGGUCGUAGGGGGCUUCGCUGAGCUGGGCUGUGGAGAUUUCAGGGGACUGGAGGAACAUGUCAGCAGAUGUUUGAGUCAUUUGAGUUGUGUUUUCCUUUUUGCCUUUAUUGCCCAUAUUUAUUCUCUAAGGUCUGCCUGACCUUCGAGGCUCAAGUUAUUUUCUGAGGAAGCUGCUUCCCCUGUCGCAGUGCAGCCCCAUGGGAGACACCUGGCAAGCCGGAUGCCAAAAACCCAAUUUGUCCGCGCUUGGCCUGGCCUGACCCUUCACUGCAGCUGGGGUCACACACCGUGUCCACUGCUUCCCUGUUAAUGCUCGCGCCACCCCCCACCCCUGGCUACCAUCUUGUUUUCCCCUUUAAAGUAGACUUUUUCCCUCUCUCAAAUUACUUUUAAGCAUUUUGUACUUUAAAAGUAUCCUGAUCUGAUGAUUUUUUUCGCCUUCAUGGGCCUUUCACAGAAUGUCUCUCAGGGAGUAGGGAUGUGGUUCCCUAGAAUUUAAACUUGCUCUCAGAAAUGAGCACCUUAGAGACCGUAACGGAUCCUCACAAGGUUUAUCAGACAGCCAUGCCCUCCACCCCUCCAGCAAGGGGGCGAUAUCACAGUCUCCAGACAGAGGCCCUCCCACCGUGGUGUGCCAGCAUGCUUCCUGGGUAGUUUUACUGCAACCCCCUUCUCCAGUGGAGAACCACACUGGACUGCUCUGGCCUCUGGGGAGGAGAAGGUAAAGGACUUGCUCAGGGUCACAAAAUAAUGCUGUAGAACCAGGGUUCAGGGCCUCUUAAGCUUGAGCUCUGGACCAGUCGUCUGGGAGCUGGAGUGCUCAUGUGCUGCCAGACCCUUGGCUUAUGGGGCAGUAGCAGGAGCCCUGGAGGGAGAAGCUCUGGGUUUUCCAACUGAUACUCCCCUAUAUACUAACCAUGCUUCUAUGAGCGAAUUUUCCUGAGACUCUGUUUCCACAUCUGUAAAAUAGGGGUGGUGAGCCUACCUCACAAGGCUGUUGUGUUACAUGAAACACCUGUCCCAGUUCUGUACUUGGCACAUAGCAGGUGCUCAGUACCUGGUGGCUUCCUCCCUCCCUCCUUCCCUCCAUUCCUCCCUUUACUAAGGACCUGCUCCAAACUCACACCUGGGCCUGACCUUGCUUUGAGGUAGGUCAGGGAGGGGGUCCUGUCAUCAGGAAAUUAACUAUCCUACUGGGAGACAACAACUACCCUGCCUAGCACCCAGGAAACCAUCCACACGGUGGAGGGUGUAGGUAUAUAGAAGUGUCCCUCCUCCCCCUUCUCCUCCUCACCCCACCUUCCCCCUCCUUGCAGCUCUGGCCUUUCUGCUUGGGAAUGGGCCGAGCACUUGGGCUGCCUCCUGCUGUGUGGAGGGAGUCUUCCAGCUCUCUGAGCCCAUGAAUUCCCAGCUUGCUUUAGGUUCCGAUUUGAUGCAUACAUUGCAAUCGUUGAAUCAUACACAGUGUGAGGAAGGAGCAUUCCACCAGCAAGAGAGAGGCAUGGGUGUGAGACUACACUGGGUAGAUGCUAGCUUUUCAUUGUUAUUAUUAAUAUAAGGGAUCAGAUUAAUGUCAAUGUGAUUUGGGGUCUAUAGAACUUUUAAUUCUGUGUUCUCUCUAUAUGGAAAUUAGUAAAAUGCAAAUCAGAGGUAUUGUUGUUCUGGUGAGAGGUUUCUUAUCUGUGACAGAUAAUUUAAAAAUGGUAACUGAGUGCCGCCGGAAAGUCCCUGUCCUGAGGGGAUUGUGUCUUUGUCAGUAGCCAUCUCUUCAUCCUAUAUCAUGAGGUCCCCCAAUCCUUCAGUCACAUAAGCUAUUCACCUUGGUUUGGAGACCUUGAUCUCAGAAGUAUCUGAAACAUCCUCAUCAAAUUCUGAAUUACCCAAAGAUGAUGUAAAAUUUUAAAAUAAAGGUGUUUUUAAAAAGCUU